CCGCCCCCCUGCCAUCGGCCCGCUGGGGGGCUACGGGAAGCUGCUUUCGCCCGUGCCGCUGACGCUCUCCGGCCGCCUCUCGGCUCCGAGUCCCCCGCGCGUGGACCGUGGGGUAGGGGGGCGGCCCCGCGACGCGCUCCCGCAGCCCGAGGCCAGGGCCUGCUCAGGGUGGCCAGCGGCUGGCCCUCCUCUCGCCGCCGGUCCUUCCCCGCUCCUCCUCCCCGGCCCCCGCCACCCCCGCCUCCUGGCCGCCCCCGCCGCCGCCGCCCCAGGCCGAGCGCGGGCGCGGAGCGUGGGAGCCAUGGUGCGCGAGCAGGAGAGGGACCCUGAGCGCAAGGAGGCGGCGGCGCGGGCGAGCGGCGAGAAGGAGGAGGAGGUGGCGGCGGGGGAGGAGGGACUGAGCGAUAGCGACGAGGGCGACGGCGUGGAGACGGGCAGCGGCCGGGAGGAGGGCGAGCAGGAGGCGGCGGCCGGGUGGGAACGCAGCGAGGACGCGCGGCUGCUGCGCGCAGGGCUGCCUCCCGCCGCCGUCCCCGCCGCGGCCGCCCGCGACCCGAGCGGACGCCGCCCGCCGGGGACGCCGCCCGGCCGCCCGAGGAUGCCGCCGCCGCCGGGCGACCAGGACCGCGCGCGCCGUCGCCGCCGCCGCCGGCGGAGGGACCUUCUGCUGAGCCAGCUCUGUUUCCUGGCCUCAGUGGCGCUGCUGCUCUGGUCGCUGUCGAGCCUGCGAGAGCAGAAGGAACUUGACCUCAUGGAUCUCAUUGGAGAAGAUAGAAAAUGGAUGGUGGGGAGGAAGCUGAUGCAAGUGAAUGACACCUUGACUUCUGAAGAUGCAGGACUCUGGAGCAGCAAGAACUGCACUGAGCCAGCCCUGCAUGAAUUCCCCAGGGACAUCUUCUCCAAUGAAGACCGACGACAAGGAGCGGUGGUCCUCCAUGUGCUCUGUGCCAUGUACAUGUUCUAUGCGCUCGCCAUUGUGUGUGAUGAUUUCUUCGUCCCAUCCUUGGAAAAGAUUUGUGAGCGCCUCCACCUCAGUGAAGAUGUGGCAGGAGCUACAUUCAUGGCAGCGGGCAGCUCAGCCCCAGAGCUCUUCACAUCAGUUAUAGGAGUCUUCAUCACCAAGGGUGAUGUGGGAGUCGGCACCAUCGUGGGCUCUGCUGUGUUCAACAUCCUGUGUAUCAUCGGUGUCUGUGGGCUCUUUGCAGGGCAGGUCGUGGCUCUUUCCUCCUGGUGCCUGCUGAGGGAUUCCAUCUACUACACCCUGUCUGUGGUCGCGCUCAUUGUGUUCAUUUAUGAUGAAAAAGUUUCUUGGUGGGAAUCUCUAGUCCUUGUGCUGAUGUACCUCAUCUACAUCAUCAUCAUGAAAUACAACGCGUGCAUACAUCAGUGCUUUGAAAGGAGGACGAAGGGUGCUGGGAACAUGGUCAAUGGAUUGGCCAACAAUGCAGAAAUCGAUGACAGCAGCAACUGUGACGCAACUGUGGUGCUACUUAAGAAAGCCAAUUUCCACCGCAAAGCGUCAGUGAUCAUGGUGGAUGAGCUGCUGUCGGCCUACCCACACCAGCUCUCUUUCUCUGAGGCUGGCCUUCGAAUUAUGAUCACAAGCCACUUUCCUCCCAAGACCCGGCUCUCCAUGGCCAGUCGCAUGUUGAUCAAUGAGAGACAAAGACUGAUAAACAGCAGAGCUUAUGCCAAUGGGGAAUCUGAAGUGGCCAUCAAAAUCCCAAUUAAGCACACUGUGGAGAAUGGAACAGGGCCCAGCAGUGCCCCAGACAGGGGUGUGAAUGGGACCCGGAGGGAUGACAUCAUUGCUGAGGCUGAUAAUGAGACAGAGAAUGAGAAUGAAGACAAUGAGAACAACGAGAAUGAUGAGGAGGAAGAGGAGGAUGACGAUGACGAUGAAGGACCCUACACGCCAUUCGACCCCCCCUCUGGCAAACUGGAAACCGUGAAAUGGGCAUUCACCUGGCCACUGAGUUUCGUCCUGUACUUCACUGUCCCCAAUUGCAACAAACCCCACUGGGAGAAAUGGUUUAUGAUGACAUUUGCUUCCUCUACACUAUGGAUCGCAGCCUUCUCCUACAUGAUGGUGUGGAUGGUCACCAUCAUCGGUUACACCUUGGGGAUCCCUGAUGUCAUCAUGGGAAUCACCUUCCUGGCUGCUGGAACUAGUGUGCCCGACUGCAUGGCCAGCCUUAUUGUGGCCAGACAAGGGAUGGGGGAUAUGGCUGUGUCCAAUUCCAUUGGGAGCAAUGUGUUUGACAUCUUGAUCGGGCUUGGUCUUCCCUGGGCUCUGCAGACUCUGGCUGUGGAUUAUGGAUCCUAUAUUCGGCUGAACAGCAGAGGGCUCAUCUACUCCGUCGGCCUGCUCCUGGCCUCUGUCUUUGUCACGGUAUUUGGAGUUCACCUGAACAAAUGGCAGCUGGACAAGAAGCUGGGGUGUGGGUGCCUCUUCCUGUACGGCGUGUUCCUCUGCUUCUCCAUCAUGACGGAGUUCAACGUGUUCACCUUUGUGAACUUGCCCAUGUGUGGGGACUAACGAUUGGCCAGGCCACCUGCCGAGGCUCAGAUCCUCCUUUUCUGUGCAAUACGAGACCCGGCUGCACCCGAGUCGUGCGGCCCCUUGAGGGCCGCGCAUGGCGUCGGUCGGUCUCUCCCAUGCUGUCCACAGGCCUCCACUUGUGUCCUGGUGGCCUAGGCUCUCCCUGCCACCUCCUUUGCUCCCAGCUCCCUUGGUCCUACCUCCCACCCAGCCCCCCUCACCUGCCCACCCCCUUCCUGUCUCUCCUCUUCCAUGUGAAGACCCAACCAACAUCCACAUGAAUUUUCAAGCUCCAUUUUUGAACAGUGACUGAGAUUCUAGACAAAACUGGCUGCUAACUGGCCUGAGCCAGGCACAACUUACUCCAAUCCUCCCUCCUUUUUUAAGUUAUUUCACAGAAGAUACCCUAAUUUAUGACCAGAGACUUUUGAGGACACAGGAGAGGGUCCACUGAUGGCAGGAAAUGUUGGAGUUAUUUUGUUUGGGGGUGACUCCUAGGUUACUGAGUUUAGGGAAUUGUUUUACUUGAGGGGGCUCUUCAUUUCUUUACUUUUCUUUUCAGAGGUGGAGGGGUCCCCUGUGUCUUCUCUCACUGGGCUCUGGAUGAAUAGGUGAUCCACAGAUUGUAGUGAGUCUCCUGGGGAUGAACCCCAGGAAUGUUGGGAAUGUAACAUUUAGUUGGGAAACCACUGAGCAAGACCACCAGGAAUAAAUGCAUGACAUGACAUUUUUCUGCCCAAGGACACCUCACUAAAGUCCUGAAGGCGUCACCUGGGGGUGGGAGGGGUACAGUGUUAGAGAAGGGAAGCACACACAUGUUCACUAUGACCAUCUCUCUCUCUCACACUAGAUUCUUUCUAGUUUUUCAAGCAAUAGUUCUAGCCUGCCUGAAGCCUUUGACAGGGAGGCCCUGGCUAACUGUCCAUCUAAAAGGCACCAGGCAGUCAACAACAGACACUUCCCCAGCGUGUGAGUCCUUGAAAUGUGCUCUUGUUGCUUGGCAUUUGUGGUGACAGGGAAUGACCCAAGAGGCUAUCACUGUUCUCUGGACAGAAGUUACAGACACUGGUUUCUUGGAAAAUGGAGAGAAGCACAUUUUGCACAGAUGUCGUCAAUGAAGUCCCAAUUUGCCACUUGGUAUCAAGUACACUGGACCCUGACGGCUGGCUCUUGAGCAAACGUCCUUCCUCAAGGGAUGCCACUACCAAGCUGGCCAGUUUCACCCCUCCCCUCGUGGAGGGAUGGCCAGGGAGGGAGAAAGCAGAGAACGGAUGCCUUGGAACCCACAGAAUGCAUUAACUGCAGACUGGCUCAAGGGCACAAGUUAUUGUGAACAUUUCGCUAAUCACUGCUCAGCCGCCCUGCUAGAUUUUCUAUGAUGCUGAAUUAUUAUGCAGACUAAUUCCACCAAGUUGAGACACACCCAUGCUUGUUACACUUGUAUUUAUUGAAACUGUGGACUCUUGCCCGCCGUGCUGUCCCUUGUAUUACUUUAAGCACUGAUCACUUAUCAUCCAUUCGGUAUGGUUUUUCCCCGUCCCUUGUACACAUCCUGGUUUGAAUUGUAAAAAUAACCUGCUACAAAUUGGUUGAAGCUGAGGGGCAGCGUCCACCAAGGACCGGGAGAAGAAAUCACCAAUUUGGGCUCUCCGAGCUAAGACACACUUAUUGAUUUGGUUGCACAUUUUGCACUGGUUUAUGGCGAUUGUUUUCUUGGAUGGAUGGUGUAAAAUAAACUUCUCUCUUCUGUAUCCUCCCUGAAA
Onychomys torridus (southern grasshopper mouse) is the source of this 4305-nucleotide messenger RNA. It is a transcript of the gene Slc24a3, whose product is annotated as solute carrier family 24 member 3. Gene Ontology annotation, molecular function: calcium channel activity; calcium, potassium:sodium antiporter activity. Gene Ontology annotation, cellular component: membrane. Bases 302 to 2539 code for a protein of 745 amino acids. NCBI's taxonomy places the organism in Eukaryota, Metazoa, Chordata, Mammalia, Rodentia, Cricetidae. Gene Ontology annotation, biological process: intracellular calcium ion homeostasis; calcium ion transmembrane transport. The record is from RefSeq and is a predicted model, not a curated record. The transcript has 17 exons.